This is a messenger RNA of Ictidomys tridecemlineatus (thirteen-lined ground squirrel), 1960 nucleotides long. Lineage: Eukaryota; Metazoa; Chordata; Mammalia; Rodentia; Sciuridae. The record is from RefSeq and is a predicted model, not a curated record.
CCUUCUUGUUUCCACUCCCCCUCCCCUCGGUCGUGGGCUGCAUUCACGCUUCCCCAGGCUCGGGAGGGGGCGGAGCGGCCGAGCGGCCCCGAGUCCGGUGGGCGCCGCGCACCUGUUGUUUGCAGGAGCCCGCGACCUUCCGGGCGGCUCUCUGCGGGCGGAGGAGCGGCGCCGCAGAGCCCACCCGGCAGGUGGCCGCGGGCAGGACGGGGAGCGCGGUGCGCGCGGGCCCGACCACCCCGGCGCCGGGACGCGAUGGCGGCGGCCGAGCCCGCGAGCUCGGGCCAGCAGACGUCGCAGGGCCAGGGCCAGAGCCAGGGCCAGGGCCAGCGUCCUCAGCCUCAGCCUCCCCAAGGGCAGCCUCCGCAGCCGCCGCCGCAGCUCGGGAGCGUCGGGGGCGGCAGCAGCAGACAUGAGAAAAGCCUAGGGCUGCUCACCACCAAAUUCGUGUCGCUGCUGCAGGAGGCCAAGGACGGCGUCCUGGAUCUCAAAGCGGCUGCAGAUACUUUAGCUGUGAGGCAAAAAAGAAGAAUUUAUGAUAUCACCAAUGUCUUAGAAGGAAUUGAUCUGAUUGAAAAAAAGUCAAAAAAUAGUAUCCAAUGGAAAGGUGUAGGUGCUGGCUGUAACACUAAAGAAGUUAUAGACAGAUUAAGAUUUCUUAAAGCUGAGAUUGAAGAUUUAGAACUAAAGGAAAGAGAACUUGAUCAGCAGAAGUUGUGGCUACAACAAAGCAUCAAAAAUGUGAUGGACGACUCCAUUAAUAAUAGAUUUUCCUAUGUGACUCAUGAAGACAUCUGUAAUUGCUUUAAUGGUGAUACACUUUUGGCCAUUCAAGCACCUUCUGGUACACAGCUGGAGGUACCUAUUCCAGAAAUGGGUCAGAAUGGACAAAAGAAAUACCAGAUCAAUUUAAAGAGUCAUUCAGGACCUAUCCACGUGCUGCUUAUAAAUAAAGAGUCCAGUUCAUCUAAGCCUGUGGUUUUUCCUGUUCCCCCACCUGAUGACCUCACACAGCCUUCCUCUCAGUCCUCAACUCCAGUGACUCCACAAAAACCGAACAUAGCAGCUCAGAAUCUGCCUGAGCAACUUGUCUCCGAAAGAAGCCAGAAUCUUCAGCAGAUACCAGCUACAGAAAUAUCUUCAGCAGGAUCUCUCAGUGGAGAUAUCAUUGAUGAGUUAAUGUCUUCUGAUGUGUUUCCUCUCUUACGGCUUUCUCCUACACCGGCAGAUGACUACAACUUUAAUUUAGAUGAUAAUGAAGGAGUUUGCGAUCUGUUUGACGUCCAGAUACUAAAUUAUUAGAUUCUAUGGAAACUUGGGACUGUUAUCUACCUCUAACUGUGUAACAUUUUAGACUUCUUAAUAACCUAAGUAUUUAAAAUAAUGAAUGUAACACCUUUUAGUUCACUGAUUCUGAAGUGUUCUUCUCUAAUACUUUCUUUUUUACUUCACAAAACUUCAACCAUAAAAACAAAGGGCUCUGAUGCCAUAGGGGAAAAAUGAUUUAAUAUCUACCAGCCUCCCCUACAAACAAUUAGUUACAUUUUUGGAUUUUAAUUUUCCUUCAAUUUUGAAUCCUUCUGUUUUCUCCUCUUAUGGAAAGGAAGAUAAAAGUAGACUUCAAGACAUCAAAACAAAAAAUGUUGGCCAAGGGCUAAUCACUGUUUGUCUAGUAUUUUUACUGCCAUGAAACGAUUUCUGAAUAUCCUUCAAUCCAAACAGACAUUCACUGCCACUUAUAAAAUGAAGGAUGUAAAUGAGGAUAUGUAACUGUCUCAGUGAACAGAUUUUGUGAAGUGCCUUCUGUUUUAGCACUUUAAGUUUAUCACAUUUUGUUGACUUCUGACAUUCCACUUUCCUAGAGUAUAGGAAAGAUCUGUUUAUGUAGUUUGUUUUUUAAAUGUGCCAAUGCUUGUACAUUAACAAGAUUUUUAAAAAUAAAGUUGUAUAAAACAUUUAA